Molecule: messenger RNA, 570 nt
Organism: Prorocentrum cordatum
Lineage: Eukaryota; Dinophyceae; Prorocentrales; Prorocentraceae
Source: the annotation of a GenBank genome assembly
AUGGCGAAGAUGGCGAGACGCGGACGGGGAAGGGUGCAGCUCGCCAGGAGGCAGGAGCGCCAGAACAACGAGGAGCUGAACUCAAGCCGACAGUGCCAGCAUAUCAAUCGUCGCCUAGUCACAUCACUGCCAUCAUUGCCAGCACAAUCAUCAUCAUAUGCAAGUAUCAAUAUGUACCAGCUUCCUGCCCCAAUCAAUGACCGCCCGAGCGCCAAUGGGAAGAUAAGAAUACGUGAUCACGCCCUGUCUGCAAAAGCCCUCGUGGGGGCGCCACUUUGCUUGGCGCCAGCCUGCGCCAAGCAGAGCGCCGAAUACGCCAGCCUGCGCCAAGCAGAGCGCCGAAUUGUAUAUAUUAGUAAGGUUGGAUCUCGCACCAGGCACGCUGAUGUGCCAUCGGCCUGUCGCACUGCCUGGUGGAGACCUGUCACGUCCUGCUGGGUAGUUGCCGUGUCCCGCGAACCUAGAGUGCUCCGUGCGAAGAGCUUGGACUGUUCCGCACAGAGGAGGGAGGAAGGAGGGGGGAGGAACGGGGAAGAGGAGGAGGAGGAGGAGGAGGAGGAGGAGGAGAAG